UAUUAACCACUCUAUUCUUCUUUUUUUUUUUUGAUAAAGGGCUUUAUUAACCACUCUAUUCUCUUCAGUAAGCAUGUUGUAUUGUUUUUAUUAAUUAAUUGUCUGAGUAGAUUUACAUUCUUAGUACAUGUGCAAGGCCAUAAUUGUAUUAUAAUUUUUUUUGUUAAAGAAUAAUUGUAUUUUACUAUUUGGAGUGAAACUUAUAUGAAUGUACGGGAAAAAAAUUACAAUAAAUUCAAGGUCCUAGUUAUUGUCCUAUUAUGUAAUAAAUUCCUCUUGUUUUUUAAAGAGGCUUCUAAAAUGUUGAGAAACAGAUAUAGGCAUUUAUGCAUAAUAACCAUCGUGUCCAAGAUCCUAUUUUCUAGGUCUUUUGGUAGUAUUAUUGUUCUAUUUGAUAACAUACUUCAUCGCCAUCUUUAGACGAUGCACCGUUUUCUUCAUGGGCCGUUUCACUGGCUUUGUAGCAUCUGUUGACUGCAUCGGGUUUAGAUUUUAUCUUCGUCGGUCCUCGUUUAUUUAGAUAAUUUCCGGUAUUUUUUUUUGCAAAUUCAUAUUAAGAAAUGCUUAAUUUGUUAACCAUAAGUAAGGUCUGGUGAAAGUUCCAUUUAAUUUGAGAAAUACUGUAUGUUUAACACGAUUAAACAAUGGAAAUUUAUCAAUUAUCUCUUAAUUGAAAUUUUGCAAAGAGUUUACCAUCAAAAUGUUUUGUUAAUUAAGCGUCAAAAUUAAAUGAUAUUUCUUCUCGAAGUCUUUAAUAGGAGUAAAAAUAAUAAUAUAAGGGCACCGACAGUUUCUAUAAGAACAUGUGGCACGAGGGCUUGAGAAGACAGUACACAGUAUUCAAUCAAUCAUGAACACGACAUUUGAUGUGGUAACCUACUAAAGUUCGCAAUAUAUAUACUAUAAUUUUGUUGUGCAACAUUAUAAUAUAUAAGUUUCCAAAAUAUAUUAUUAAUUCUUUUGCUAAUGUUUAUAUAUUUAUUCUCCCGGGUCUCAAAUUGUUAAUAAUAUAAAUUUCUACGAACAAAUUUAGAAUAUUGGUAGCGUUGCUUCUCAAUAUAUAUCAAUAUAUCGGACUUUUGUGCGACGGCUAGGGUUUCCCAAAAAAUUUCUAGAUCUGCUCUCAAUCCUCCAUUUCUUCUGAUAUACCCUUAAGAUCCCAAUCAGCUUCGACAAGAAAAGAUCAAGCUGAAUCCAUUAAGCCAUAAUAGCUUCUACCUUCUCCCCAAAUCUCAGCUCCGUGUUUCAAACCCAGAUCUGCGAAUCUACUGAAUCGGGGCUCCUGAAUCCGACUGAGACGUCUCUAGUCUCUCAUUAGGCCUCUGUGGCUUCUCCGGUACACCGGAAAUAAACAUCUCUGGAAAAUGUUUCGACCAAAGAAGAAGAAAGAACUCUCCCUGGUGGAGGAACUUAAAGAGCUCGAGCUGCUUGAAGAUGGAGAAAUGGUUGACAUUCCGGAGCUAGAGAAUGACGAUCUCCUUGAAGAAAACUCUCUCAGUGUGAUUGUGAGAUGUCUAAACCCCUCAGCUCACAAAGUAGGUGGACUUGUCAAAGCAUUACCCCCGAUAUGGGGUCUUGAAGAUAGAGUUCAUGGAAGAGGAGUAGGUCCCGACCGUGUCCAGUUCAUCUUCCAAUCAGACAGGGAUCUUCACCAUGUCCUCACCAGAGGACCGUGGUUUGUCAAUGGAUGGAUAGUGGCUCUGGAUCAAUGGACCCCGACACCAUCUCCCGAUUUCCUCCGAAAGAUCCUUUUUUGGAUCAGGAUUCGGGGUCUACCAAUACACCUUCUCAAGAAGAAAGCGGUAGAUAGUCUAGUGGGGCCGCUAGGUGAAGUGGAGAAGGUGGAACUCCACGCAAAAAACUCCUCCUCAGUAGACUAUGUCCGGGCUCAGGUCUGGAUAAAAGCUGACGAGCCACUCCAAUUCCGUCGCAUAGCAAGAUUCAAGACAGGCGAAGUGAUCCCGACGGAGCUGGAAUAUGAAAGACUGAUCAAAGUGUGUUUCAUCUGCAAACGGCUAACUCAUGAUCAGACCAGAUGCCCAACUCAAAUGCAUCUUCUGGGACGAGAACCCCCUAACAGAGACCAGCACGGAACAGAAAGAGGAUCACAGAGAGGUCUACAGGGAGGAUCAAACUCACAAAAGGAGAUCGCUGCACCUACUCAAGCUCGAAAGACGACAACCCGCAAAAUCUCAAAAACACCGAGCCAGCGGAAAACUGUGGACCUGAAAGGGAAGGGUGUGGCGGGAGGCUCUACUAGAGUUUGGAAACAAAAAGACCUGACCAAACACCUAAGGGAGGAUGGAGCAAUCUCAAAGAGUUCUGGAGAGUCAUCUGCUCCUUACAGUAGGAAGUCCUCCUCAGGAAAAAAGAAGAAUCCCCAGAACAGAAUCACUCCCCCCAAGGAAACCAACAGAGAGCUAAUAUCGGUUUUUGAAAGGCUGAGUAGUGCAGAGGAUAACCAACUUGACCACACAAUCCUUCUAGAGCAGUCAGACCCAAAUACCAGUAGCUCCAAGGCGCUAUCUACCCCAAAGGACUCCCAUGAAGGACGCUCUAGCAAAGGAAGUCGCAGUCCCCCAUCAGUUUUCGAAAGGCUUGGCUCUGGCUCCAGAAACUCCUCAGAGAGAAAGCGCUUUGUAACAGAGGUAACAUCAUCCAAAAGAAGAAGGCUAAGCCAUAGUGGGGACAGGGAAUCAAAAAAGCCUCGAAUGGAAGAACAAGAAACAUCAGUGUUCAAGCGAUUGGGACACAAAAAUGGUGAUUCAGGAGAAAAGAACUCAGAAUCCCAUUUUCAUUCUGCUCAAGUAGCAGCUUCACACCCUCACCAUUCUGUCCGUAGGAUAGUAUUGGGGAGUGGUAAAAUCUUGGAAGAAGGGUUGAUGGAUAAUUCCAACCCUUCAAAGUCAUUAUGAGAAUUCUCAGCUGGAACUGUCAGGGGUUGGGGAAUACCCCUACAGUUCGACAUCUAA
Messenger RNA from Brassica rapa (field mustard), 2972 nucleotides. RefSeq lists its product as uncharacterized. Lineage: Eukaryota; Viridiplantae; Streptophyta; Magnoliopsida; Brassicales; Brassicaceae. The record is from RefSeq and is a predicted model, not a curated record.